Molecule: messenger RNA, 1536 nt
Organism: Cetraspora pellucida
Lineage: Eukaryota; Fungi; Glomeromycota; Glomeromycetes; Diversisporales; Gigasporaceae
Source: the annotation of a GenBank genome assembly
AUGCCUAGACGCGAUCCAGACGAAGAAUAUACUAUACUUGAGAAACUCGGUACAGGAUCUUUUGGAACCGUUUACAAGGCCAUAAAUAAUGAUACCAAGAAAGUGGUUGCCAUCAAACAAAUUGAUUUAGAAGAUUCUGACGAUGAUAUUAGUGAGAUACAACAAGAAAUCGCAGUGUUAUCACAAUGCGACUCACAAUAUAUCACUUGUUACUAUGGCUCUAAUUCUUUACAGCUUAAACCUGGUCCAUUUGAUGAAAGUCAUAUUGCUAUUGUCCUUCGUGAACUUUUACAUGCUGCCAAUGUUUUGCUUUCUGAUGAAGGAAAAGUAAAACUAGCCGAUUUUGGUGUCGCUGCUCAACUUUCAAAUAAUAAGAGCAGGCGAAACACGUUUGUUGGAACCCCCGCAGAUAUUUGGUCUCUUGGAAUUACUGCAAUUGAAAUGGCCAGGGGUGAACCUCCAUUGUCAGAAUAUCAUCCAAUGCGUGUUCUAUUUUUAAUCCCAAAAGCAAGGCCUCCGGUACUAGAAGGAAAUUUUUCCAGUGCAUUCAAGGAUUUUGUUAGUUUAUGUGUGAUGAAGAAUCCUAAUGAUCGACCAACUGCCAAGGAUUUAUUGCGACAUCGUUUUAUAAAAUCUGCUCGUAAUACUACAUUGUUACAAGAAUUGAUUGAACGAUAUAGUAAUUGGAAAUCUAGUGGCAGAGAAAGAGCCGAAUCUACCUCUCAAAAAACAACUGGGGCUAUUAAUUACGAUACAUCAAGCAUUAUUUGGGAUUUUGGCACAAUAAGAAAAGUACAUCAAGAUGGCACUAUUCGAUUGGACCAUAUGACAUUUAAAGAAAUGAGAAGAUUGGAGUGUAGUUCAUCUGCUUCAGCCUCAAACAAUGCUACUGUUAAAUUAUCCGACUUUCCGCGUGGGAACGUUGAAGUUAAUGCAUUAGGUAUCACAGAGGUACAAGUUGAACAAGCAACUACAAAUAAUAAUAGCAAUGGCACAACGAAUUCUAUUAAUAUGAUGAAUGGAGAACCAUUUAGUAUCACUGAUGCUUCUCUUUCAAGGCUCUCUAGAAAUAUUUCAAUCGUUGAUCCAGUAACAGAAGAAGGGGUCGUUGGAAGACAACUCGUCAAUGACAUUAUCCUUCCAUCCGUUGCAAAGAUCAAAUCAAAUGAUCUGAGAGCGAAUGAAAUUGAAGCCAUGAGUAUAUUUGAAAAAGGUGUUGAGGAGCUUGAUCGUGUUAAUCCUGACUUGGUUCUUACAACAUUAGUAGAAAUAUUAAGCCGGUUAAAAACCAAUGUUGAAUUAUGUGACAAAUUAUCUGAUCUGGGUGUUGUUUCUGAUGCAUUUUUAACAACUCCAGAAUUAGUACUAGACGCAUCUUCGUCAUCUUCAUCCGAUCAAAAUUCAUCUAAAAAUUCGGCUGAUGUACCCGUAGAAGAGAAACCACCAAAGUCACCAAUCUCUGAAAUAUUAUAUAUCAGAUGGAUUGAACAAUUAAGAAUAAAGUGGCCUAUAAGUUUUGGAUCUAGUGGGUCAUAA